Linum trigynum is the source of this 4374-nucleotide messenger RNA. NCBI's taxonomy places the organism in Eukaryota, Viridiplantae, Streptophyta, Magnoliopsida, Malpighiales, Linaceae. The record is from the annotation of a GenBank genome assembly.
CGCCCUGCGACCAAUACCGAAUGACUGAAAAAUAAACUAAGUCUGGAAGAGGUACAUGCCGCUUCAAGGAGAAGCAUGUGCCACUUCAACGAGAGGUCCAUGCCGCUUCACGAGAAGGGGCAUGGAUGCGAGACAAGAUGAGACGUCCAUGCCACUUCACGAGAAGGGGCAUGGACGCAAGAAAAUAUACUAAGUAUGAGAGAGCCAUGUUGUGUCACGAAAAGGGCCACAUACAUGACUGAGAAGUCCAUGGCCGCGAAUGAGGAGGCCAUGUCGCUUCAUGAUCCAAAAUAUACUAAGUCUGAGAAGUCCAUGCCGCCUCACGAGAAGGGUCAUGUGCAUGAUUAAGAGGUCCAUGGCCGUGUCAUGUGAUGGCCAUGGACGCGAAGCAAGAAGCAUUAGAAAUUAUUGAAUAUACUAAGUAUGGAAAUUAAAGGUCAUGCCGCCUCAUGAGAGGGGCCUUGUGCAUGAUUGAGAAGUCCAUGCCACUUCACAAGAAUGGCCAUGGACACAAAUAAAAAGGGUAUGGUGAUAGAGCAUUAUAUCACUAGUGAAUAUGUCUCAAGAGGUCCAUGAUCGUUAGACAAGAAGGCCAUGGACAUGAGUAAGAAGUUCAUGGCCGUAAGACAAGAAGGCCAUGGACAUGAGUAAGAAGUCCAUGGCCGCGAGGCAAGAAGACCACAGCCCCCUUUGUGAGACACCACAUGCUUAUCAAAAGACUAGCAUGACACGAGAUUCAGAACAAGACCAGGCGAGGCAAGCUACACUCCAAGACCCACAACGGUUACAAGAGAGGCCCCUAGGCGGUUGAAGGAGUAACCACCACUCCGAGGAAGCAGGGAGCGGUUCUUUUUGGGAGUUAUCCAAGAGGCGGUUUUCUACCGAAGAAGGGGGAGCGGUUCUUUGUAGCAGUUAUCCAACAAGCGAUUUUCUAUGGCGGUUACCUCCUCGUGGCUAUAAAUAAGAGGAGGGGUCGACAUAGACAAGAGGGGUUCCAAAACCAACACUCUGACACAAAUGUCAAUUUUAUCCUUUACCUUUUCUCUAUCAUGUAGCCAUAGAUGUAGUUCGUAGUUUGGAGCUCUCGCCGAACCUCCAUAGGAGUAGAAGUAAUUUAAUUUAGAUCUCGUUCCCAAAAACCAUCAAUCAAACACCCUCGUUCGAACUUUGUUUGAAGAGGUUUGAGCCGUGUCUUAGAAAUCGUUGUCCAUAGAAGUCAAAGGUGCAAUCCAUCUCAAUUUAACGCAAGUUUUCUUGCCGGAAAACACAACCACUAAAGCAAUUGUAUUUAACAGACUAAUUUGAAAAUUUUAACCCGAAAUGCACCGAUUUCCUACUCGACAAUAUCAAGAGUCAAUUAAUUGUAACAAGAAAGAAAUACAUUAUUAAUGUUGUAUCAUUUACACAUCACUGAUGUAGCAAUUUAUUACUAACAUAAUUUUUGCUUCUGCUAGCCAGCCGGCUCCGGCUCUCCUACAAUGAAUUACCAGGUCCAAUUGUUCCUCUUCUUCUCCUCGUCAGUUUUACCGAUCUAAAGCUCUCAACACCCCCACGUAAUUAAACAAAUGGGAAAUCUCUUCUCUUCUCUUCUCUUCUCUUCUCAUGUACCAACAAAACACAACGUUUCUUAAACUACAACUACUCCCCUUUUUCAUUCCAUGCCAACAAUUAAAGCUGGUCGUGGUCGAUCACAUUCCCCCACCAAAAAAAAACCCCCACUACCUACCGAACCGAACCAUGGAGCUUUCGCCACCGAGCAACAGCCUCUUCUUUCUCCACGCUCUCGCACUCACAACUCUUCUUCUCACAAUCCUCCUACCUCCCGCCGCCACCGUCGAACCCACCACGACGGAUGAUUUCGUCGAGAAAUCGUGCGCCUCCGCCACCCGCUACCCCGACCUGUGCGUCGCCACGCUGUCCCCUCACGCCUCCGCCAUCCAAACCAGCCCCAAGCUGCUGGCCACCGCCGCUCUCUCCGUCGCGCUGGCGGCCGCCCGGUCCGCAUCCAAGUCCCUGCAGUCCGAAACGGCGGCGUACAGGAGGAUGGUAGGGUCGACCACGUCGAUGAGUCCAGGAGAGGCUGCCGCGUGGCGGGACUGCAGGAGCCUGGUGAGGGACUCGGUUGACCAGCUCCGGAGAUCGGUCAAGGAGAUGGGUGGCGACGAAAAGACGACGGCGAUGAUGACUAGGUUCCAGCUCAGCAACGUGCAGACGUGGGCCAGCGCGGCCAUGACGGAUUUGGACACGUGUACGGAUGGAUUGUCCGGUGAGGGCGUGGAUGGGGAGGUGAAGAGGAGGGUGAUGGAGAGCGGGGUUGUGGAUGUUGGCCACAUGAUUAGUAACGCUUUGGCUUUCGUUAAUAGCUAUGGUGAUGUGAUUAAUUAAGGUAAACAAAAGGUGAAUUUUUGUUCAGGAUCAGAGCUCUAUAUCUAAAUAGCUCAUUUUUAUUUCUAAAUUUGUCAGAUAUUCAUAAAAUUCUGUUGUAAGUCUCUCAAGAUAAAAAAAAAAAAAUCCUGUUGCAUUUCUUGUAUUGUGUUGUUCAUCAACUUGGGUGGUUAUCAUCGAGGAUGAAAUUAAUUGCUGGUUGGAUUUGGGAUUGAUUUUCUUGUUGUUGUUUAAUUGUUUUCCUAUUGAUGAUAAAUUAUGUUCUUGUGUUUUGGAUGAAUGGGUCCUUCUCCUGAUAUGGGUAAGGAUGAAUAAAUAAGCGACGUUUGUUUAAUUGUUUGUUGUAUAAUGAAUUAUUAUUUAUUACAUUAAAUUAUAUAUACAUACAUGUGCAUAAUUGUGUAUGAAUUUCUUCAUUUCUUGAUUAUAAGAUUGUGUAUGAUUUGAUUUUUUUUUUUUUUUUGGACAAUGACUGAUUGGUUUCCAUAAAAAAAAAAAGCAAUGUCUAAUUGGCUAAUGGCUACUGAAGAAGCUAUGUGAUGUCCAAUUAAAAGUAGUUUAAUGUUUCUUUUAGAGGUUGGCCUUCAAGGACAAAAUCUAGUGGAUAACACUAAGGGGUGGUGGAGGUGGUAAAGGCGCAGGAUUAUGUUCAGCAAGUGCUGAGUUCGAUUUUUGACAGUCCCCACUUCUGCGUUAUCCUCUUGGUGGCCACCGACAAGACUGUAAGCUCGUAUUAAAUAUGCUCAGAAUUUGUCGGAUAUCUAUAUGAGUUGGGGUUUGCCGUCGCAAAACGGAUUUCUCCUUUUAAAAAAAUCUAGUGGAGAAAAGAUUGACAGAGAUAUUACUCGUUAAUCAGUCGUUAGUGUUUAUUUUGCCAGCUACGAAGACGUUAGAGACUAAUUAAAGAGAACACAUGUCCCGCCAUAGAGGUUCAUUUUCAUACUUUCAUAUACUCUCUAAUGAUGGGCUGUUUGGGCUGAUGGCCUAAACCUUAAGAGGCAGAAAUAUGUGUAGUUUUGGAUGGGCUAUAUCGCCUCAGUGAUCAAUAUUAUAUCAAUGUGAGUUUUACAUAUGUAUAAAUAGUCAGAAGAUAAUGAACUGUGAGAACCUACUGAUAAUAACACGAAUCUUGAAUUUGAAGGUUUCAAAUCCAUUAAUUAACGCUUAACUAUAUAAAAAAAUAAUAUAUGUCAUCCUUAUAUAAAAUUAUAUGAAUUCAUUCUUCCAAAAUCUAAGUUUAAUUUUGAAAAAUUAUUGUGUUCUUUGAGAAAUCAUUUCUAUCUCUUUAUUUAUAUUUCUUGAGUUUAAAAUCAUUUAAGCUAAAAAAGAGCUAAAAAAUGACAAUAAAGUUCAUUGUUGAAUUAGAAACACGGAAAUAAAUAACUCAUAAAGUAAGGUAUAACAAGUUUUUUUUAUUGUUAGCUCGACUAUUAUUUGACUUUCGUAGUGGCUUCUUAGCUUGUAUUAUUACUUUUUUAUGUCUUCACUUUUUGCUUAGGAAAAAAUUAUCAAAGUAUCAACAAAAAUUGAGUCUUUCAAUUCUCUUGUGUUUUUCGAUUUAUCAAGUCUUUUAUAACGAAAAUUAGUGACGUCUAUACCUUAUCAAUCUAUCCACCAUAAAUAUAUCGUGGUAGUUUCAAUCCAAGUAUUUUAGCUCUUCUUAGCUAAGAAGUGUAGAUGCAUUGUAUGUUGCUUCUAACCACCUUAUAAUGAUCCUUCCACAAUUCCGUCAUCCUAAUCUUUCAUAUUUGAAGAGCAUAAGCUGAUGUGCACCAAAUAAAGAUGAAUCUAUCCUAAGCCUGAUGUUGUCUAGUAAGGCCAUUCUUUUGAUAAAUUGAUUCACGUUUUUUAUUUUUUUAUGUCCAUUACCAUAAAACAAGUAUAACCUCAACAUGGGACGGGAUACGGUGACAACCCCUAAGGGGUUGUCAGAUUCACAACCAAGGGUAUUUUGUGUAUGAGAAAAAGGAAUAUAUUAAUUACCUUUUU